Molecule: messenger RNA, 1536 nt
Organism: Talaromyces marneffei
Lineage: Eukaryota; Fungi; Ascomycota; Eurotiomycetes; Eurotiales; Trichocomaceae
Exons: 2
Coding region: 1-1536 (511 amino acids)
Source: RefSeq, a predicted model, not a curated record
AUGGCCCCUCCACUUCUCCGAUUACUAGAAACUAUCCUCAUCGACUGUGGAGACGAACACAACUCCAGAGAGGUUAUCACCAUGGCGCAAUCCAUGGGCCUUUUUCAUACCAUGGCAGAAGCCAUGGGUCUUCACGCAUUCGGUACAGUUGAUGACGACUUUCUGUUAUCUUUCUAUCCUGCAAAUCGCCCACUUUGCAAUUAUGCCAUCACGAAACUCAUAUAUCCAGAAGUCAUUGAUUCAAAUAGCCGAUUCGAAACCAGUCACAUCACAUCGACGAUACCAUCGAAAUGGGCAGGGACAACAUGGGACUAUACUGCAAAAAUGAUAAUUCACAAUCUCGACCAGAUGGGUAUUGAUUGGGCGUCCGUUGAAUGCUUUCAGAGCGAGGGUGAAAGGGCAGGGGUGAGGUGCACAGAAAUUACAGUGGUUAUUACUGCCUACAGUCUGCCGAUGGUCAAUUGGGCGUUUUUAAAAUCCAUACAGGAAAUCCAUGCGAUGAUGGGAGCUCGUGUUGAGAUACGCGUUGGCAAACUGGAGCGACAUGAUGGUGUGGUGUCUGAUAGUUUCACCGACCAGACCUUUCUACCACCUGGGAGUAAUGUUUCAUUCCACUAUAUCAUGGGGGAAUACACCGGGGGGACAGUUGGGGGUAUUAUCGAGCUGGUUGACGGUGAUGGCACUUGUCAGAAGCUAUGUGCAUUGACUUGCCACUCCUAUUUACCUAUGUCUGGAAGUUCAUUAAAAAUAGAUGUUGGAGCUGCAUCGGAUUUCACCCGUAUAUCCGUGGCGCAAUACGAGACUCUCGCGUGCUCCUACCCAAACUGUCAUUCAUGGUUUGAACAACUCCGUGACGCCUUCAGGGAUUUGAAAUGGCUCAGAACGGAGAUUGAACAGAUCAAAAGUGAUUGGAAUCCCGAUUGGGAACCCAAUGUUAUGGCUGAUCAACGUGCCUACCUCCAAUCUAAGAAAGAUGAGGAACGAAAGAGAAAGCAGAUCAUUUCUGAUGAUAGUCUUGCUAUCGGUACUGUCUGUGCAUCUUCCGGUUCACGCGUAUCUCUAAAUCAUCAUCUUGACUGGGCCCUUGUUACCCUGGACAAAGGCCGGGCACGAUCUGACAAUACAAACAUGAUUCGAGAGUCGUUGUCAUUCAGCCAAAUCAAGAUGCCGCUAACCAGCACAGAAACUCUCAAACCUGGAUCUGUUGUCUACAAGGCAAAAUACCCAGAUCUCACAAAUGGUCACGUCAGCUACACCAAGAGCUAUGUGCGUUACCACACCGAACAAAACGGCAGAAUAAUAGUAGCGCCAGAAUGGGCACUAAUUCCAAGUCGAACCCACAAACAAUUCAGUGAGCCGAAAGAUUGCGGUGCGUGGGUUGUGGAUCGCGUUGACAAUACGGUUGUGGGAGUGAUAUAUGCAAUGAACACUGCAACUGGCGUGGCUUAUAUCACCCCCAUACAGGAGAUAUUUGAUGAUAUUGAAAAGGAUACCGGGUUUACUGUUCGUUUGCCUAAGGGUCUGGAUGCUAGCUAG